AGCAAGGAAGCUGAUGCAACUCGGCAAAAGCCUGUCGGUAAGCAGGUGAAUGAGGGGAGUAUUGUGGUGUCCGCGGACAGGGAAGAUGAAGUGAAAAAGACUUCGCGACUAGGCUGCUCGGGAGCUCCGAUUUCCUCUCCUGCCGUAGACAGUGGAGUGAGUCUCCAGAUUAUUGUUGCUUGGAGAGCAGCUGCUGGCACAAUGGGGCACGAACUGACUGUGCAGGAGAAGUAUCAUCUGAUCACCCGGAAUUUGCAGGAAGUGCUUGGAGAGGAUAAGCUGAAGGCCAUUUUGAAAGAGCGUGAGCUGAAGAUCUACUGGGGGACAGCCACAACGGGGAAGCCUCACAUAGCUUACUUUGUUCCUAUGUCCAAGAUUGCAGACUUCCUCAAAGCUGGAUGUGAGGUGACGAUCCUGUUUGCUGAUCUCCAUGCCUACCUGGACAACAUGAAGGCCCCCUGGGAGCUUCUGGAACUACGUACCCAGUAUUAUGAGAAUGUGAUCAAGGCAAUGCUGGAGAGCAUUGGAGUGCCUCUUGAGAAGCUCCGAUUUGUUCGUGGGACCGACUAUCAGCUCAGCAAGGAGUACACGCUGGACGUUUACCGCCUGUCCUCUGUCGUCACCCAGCAUGAUGCUAAGAAAGCAGGUGCAGAGGUGGUGAAGCAAGUGGAGCAUCCGCUGCUGAGUGGCCUCCUCUAUCCAGGACUGCAGGCACUGGAUGAAGAGUAUUUGAAAGUUGAUGCACAGUUUGGAGGAGUGGACCAGAGAAAAAUUUUCACCUUUGCAGAAAAGUGCCUCCCAUCCCUGGGCUAUGCCAAACGCAUCCAUUUGAUGAACCCGAUGGUGCCUGGGCUGACCGGCAGCAAGAUGAGCUCUUCAGAGGAGGAGUCCAAGAUUGAUCUCUUGGACCGUAAGGAAGAUGUGAAAAAGAAGCUGAAGAAAGCUUUUUGUGAGCCAGGGAAUGUGGAAAACAACGGCGUCUUGUCCUUCAUCAAACACGUGCUCUUUCCACUCAAAUCAGAGUUCGUCAUCCUGAGGGAUGAGAAAUGGGGAGGGAACAAAACCUACACAGACUAUGGGGAGCUGGAGAAGGAGUUUGCUAUUGAGAUUGUCCAUCCUGGAGACCUGAAGAACUCUGUUGAAGUGGCUUUGAACAAGCUCCUGGAGCCUAUCCGGGAAAAGUUCAACAGCCCCCAAAUGAAGAAACUGGCCAGCUCUGCAUACCCUGAUCCCUCCAAAGCUAAGCCUGCCAUCAAGGGCCCUGUGAAGAACUCUGAUCCUGAGGAGGUGGUGCCUUCCCGGGUGGACCUCCGUGUGGGAAAGGUGCUCAGCGUGGAGAAGCAUCCUGAUGCAGAUGCCCUGUAUGUGGAGAAGAUUGAUGUGGGGGAGCCUGAACCACGCACUGUGGUCAGUGGCCUGGUGGAAUUCGUGCCCAAAGAAGAGCUCCAGGAUAGGCUGGUGGUGGUGGUGUGUAACAUGAAGCCUCAGAAGAUGAGAGGGGUGGAAUCCCAAGCCAUGCUGCUCUGUGCCUGCAGCAGCGGGGAACCUUCCCAAAUAGAGCCCCUGGACCCCCCAGCAGGCUCCUGUCCCGGGGAGCAUGUGUUUGUGGAGGGCUACGAGAGUGUCCAGCCAGAUGAUGAGCUGAAGCCCAAGAAGAAGGUCUUUGAGAAGUUGCAGGUAAGGAGGUCCUCAGUGCUGGACACCCGAAUUUCUAAGGACAGCACAGCUCAGUGGAAGGGAAAGAACUUCAUGACCAAACUGGGGAACAUCUCAUGCAAAACCCUGACAUGCGGCAGCAUCCGCUAAGACUUUUUGCCUGCCCCUUUCACCUGUUCCCUGCCUCUUGCUGUCCAUCGAUCACCCUACCCAUUGAAGGAUUAAAUUACCGUCCAUCAGUCAACCACAGCUCUUCCUUGGUGUUCCCAGCCAGAGGGUCCCUGCCAAGCUGCAUCAGAUCUGUGGAAAUUUAUGGCUUUGAUGUCAACAGAAAGUGAUUGGGGGCACACAGAUGGAACCCUGUUAAAAACGAGUAUGUCUAAAGAAAGGAGGCACUGUAUUUUCUGGACUGUGGGGGCUAAGGGAAAUCUUCCCCCUUAAAGUAUUCUAGAAAGGGGGGGGAAGGGGGUGAAGAAGUAGAGAGACUUCCCAGCCCUUUAGUGAACAAGCGGUGACAGGAGUGGAGGUGUAUGGUCAUCUGUCUUCAUUUGUGCUCCGUCCUGGCUAUAGAGCAGCUGCUUCCUUCCUCUUUUAAGUUGCUGCUGCUGUCUAGCUUGAACCCAGGCUGGCAGAUCAAGAAGGGGAGAAUCUCUGUUUAGCAGUGGUUUGGAUUUCUCCAUGAUAAAUGCCAAAUUAUAAGUAAUUUAUUGUUAUCUUCCAAUAAAAUGCCACACCACAACUUCUUGUCUUUCAGUAGAGCUCACUUGGCUUAACAGGGCUUGUAGCCUUCUGUGAUGGCUAACUAGUUUCUAAGGAAGCGGUCUCAAGAUCGUUCUAUUAGGACCA
Molecule: messenger RNA, 2502 nt
Organism: Gekko japonicus
Lineage: Eukaryota; Metazoa; Chordata; Lepidosauria; Squamata; Gekkonidae
Gene: YARS1
Product: tyrosyl-tRNA synthetase
Exons: 14
Coding region: 202-1806 (534 amino acids)
Biological process (GO): tyrosyl-tRNA aminoacylation
Molecular function (GO): ATP binding; tyrosine-tRNA ligase activity; tRNA binding
Source: RefSeq, a predicted model, not a curated record